Metarhizium album ARSEF 1941 is the source of this 1035-nucleotide messenger RNA. Its product is annotated as class III chitinase ChiA2. Gene Ontology annotation, cellular component: extracellular region. Lineage: Eukaryota; Fungi; Ascomycota; Sordariomycetes; Hypocreales; Clavicipitaceae. The record is from RefSeq and is a predicted model, not a curated record. Gene Ontology annotation, molecular function: chitinase activity. The transcript has a single exon. Gene Ontology annotation, biological process: carbohydrate metabolic process. Bases 1 to 1035 code for a protein of 344 amino acids.
AUGGCCAGGCCGGCCUCGAUCCUCAGGGCUGUCGCAGGCCUCGUGCUGCUGGCCGGCACCUCGCUCGCCGCGCCGCCGCGACGGCUCUCACCCCGGGCCGCGGGAGGCCAGACCGUCGUCUACUGGGGACAAAACGGCGGCGGGGGCGCCGUCGAGAACAACGACCUGGCGGCGUACUGCACCGGGCAGGCCGGCAUCGACAUUGUCGUCCUCGCCUUCCUGUACCAGUUCGGCAACGGGAACAAGGUGGCGUCGGGGAGCUUCGGCCGGUCGUGCGUCAUCACGCCGGCCGGCGAGGGCCAGAACUGCGACGACCUGGCGAGGGCCAUCGACACGUGCAAGGCCAACGGCGUCAAGGUGAUUCUGUCGCUGGGCGGCGCCGCGGGCACCUACGCCCUGACGUCGCAGGAGGAGGCCGAGGCCGUCGGCCAGAGCCUCUGGGACGCCUACGGAACCCCGGGCGGCGGCGGCGGCGGCCCCGCGGCGCCCCCGACGCCGCGGCCCUUUGGCAAGACCUUUGUCGACGGCUGGGACUUUGACAUUGAGACGAGCAGCGGCAGCAACUACUACCCCUUCCUGAUUGCCAAGCUGCGGUCCAACUUCGCCGCCGGCGCCCGGUUCCUCAUCACGGGGGCGCCGCAGUGCCCCGUGCCGGAGCCCAACAUGAACGCCAUCAUUGCCGGCGCGCAGUUCGACUACCUCUGGGUCCAGUUCUACAACAACCCCGGGUGCUCGGUCGACGGGCCCAUCAACUACGACGCCUGGAAGGCCAACGUCGCCAACACGCCCUCGGCCCGGGCCAGCAUCUUCAUCGGCGUGCCGGCGUCCCCGCUCGGCGCUACCGGCACCGCCGCCGGCGCCCGGUACUACCUCGAGCCGGGGCAGCUGGCGGCCCUCGUGGCCCGGUACAGCGGCGACGGCGCCUUUGGCGGCGUCAUGAUGUGGUCCGCCGCCUUUUCCGACGCCAACGUCAACAACGGCUGCACCUACGCCCAGCAGGCGAAGCGCAUCCUGACCACUGGCCAGGCUUGCUGA